AUGGCUCAAGGCGCCAAGUCUCAGCAACGCAAGCGGUACUGGCUUCUUACGUCUCCUCGUACUGCCUCCAAUCUGCUAGUCAAGAUGCUCAAUCUUGACGAGCAGGGUGUCCGUCCAGCACACAACGGAGGAUACUUUUUCCUCCCAACUGUGCCCAAAAUCUUCCUCAUCAACGAGAAACCAAUGGAUACUUGGACACACGAAGAGAGCGAGAUAGUUAGCACCGCGCUCCAAAAGUGCUCGGAGAACUUUCAAAACCAUAUUGCGGCAGCUGAACAGGAGGGACAAACCCUCUACGUGAAGGAACAUACUCUCAUGAUGACACAUCCGCAAUUCGAAAAUCAUUAUGUACAUAACGCCAAGGUGAUUCAAGAAGAAGCAGCACCACUUGAGAUGAGAAAUAUCGCUCAGCCAACUCGAUCGCCGCUCAACCUUACCCUCUUCCCAGACGAAUUCCUCAAAACCUGGAAUCCCACAUUUCUCAUUCGCCAUCCUGCAUUGAUGAUACCUUCCCAUUACCGAACCUGCCUCUCUGACCUAGAAGUGGACGGGUAUAAACGUCCGGGCAAGAAACCCAUGGCAUCAGAGAUCACGACGCGAUGGCAAAGGACUUUAUACGAUUUCUACGCCGAGCAUUUUGCAAAUGACAGUAUUUGGCCAAUUGUCAUCGAUGCUGACGAUGUCAUGACAUGUCCUCCACUCGUUUCCAAGUAUGCCCAGCUCUCAGGCCUUGACGAAAGCAAGGUCCGCUACUCUUGGGACAAGGUGGGCGAACAGGAAUUGAACAAGAUGAAUGACAGUGCCAAGAGGAUGCUUAGCUCUAUCAAUGCAAGCACCAAGAUUGACACAAGCAAGGUUGCAGGCAAUAUUGAUAUUGACCAGGAGGUCGGAAAGUGGAUAAAGGAAUUCGGCGAGGAAGACGCCCGCUCGCUUGAAAAAUUGGUGCGGGAUGCAAUGAACGAUUACAACUUUUUACACUCCAAGAGACUGAGGCUGGAGCAGGAAUAG
This is a messenger RNA of Fusarium sp. VM40, 1008 nucleotides long. The record is from the annotation of a GenBank genome assembly. NCBI's taxonomy places the organism in Eukaryota, Fungi, Ascomycota, Sordariomycetes, Hypocreales, Nectriaceae.